This is a messenger RNA of Colletotrichum orchidophilum, 441 nucleotides long. RefSeq lists its product as uncharacterized. NCBI's taxonomy places the organism in Eukaryota, Fungi, Ascomycota, Sordariomycetes, Glomerellales, Glomerellaceae. The transcript has a single exon. The record is from RefSeq and is a predicted model, not a curated record. Bases 1 to 441 code for a protein of 146 amino acids.
AUGCUUGGGAGUUUGUCGCUGCUCGUGGCGCUUGACGGUCCCGUUCAAGCUUCUGCUUCCACUUCUACUUCUCCGAAUCCAAUCUUUGCUGCCGCCGGUUGUGCCGCCGCACAUCGACCGACUUACACUUUAUUCUGUUUUGGGCCCGGGUUGUGGUUUCCCAAAGACAUCAUCGUCACAAGCAAAGGCGCGCGCCUCUGGUACAUGCGUACACGGUCGAAACUUUGGACGAAGUCUCGCCGACCAUGUGGCCCGCCGGGUCGCAUAGUGGGCUGCCUUAGCUGCUCUAGGGCCACAGCAAGAAAGUCGAGGGCGAUUUGUGAGACGAAAAGGCUGAGAAAAACAAAAAGGAAAAGACUGACGAGGGCUGCAAAUCUGCAAAGCCGGUGGCAAAAUGGAACCAUACAGACUUGUCGGACCCAAUCUGGCGAGGCGAGUUGA